This is a messenger RNA of Cotesia glomerata, 921 nucleotides long. RefSeq names its product TNFAIP3-interacting protein 1-like. Lineage: Eukaryota; Metazoa; Arthropoda; Insecta; Hymenoptera; Braconidae. Bases 1 to 921 code for a protein of 306 amino acids. The transcript is spliced from 5 exons. The record is from RefSeq and is a predicted model, not a curated record.
AUGAAGUCUGAAUAUAAAAAAACUACUAAUAAGCCUUCAGUAGCAGCCUUAACGCUCUGUAUUUCUCAAAAUACAUUCAAUCGCCUGCAUGAUUAUACAAAUGACCUUGAAAAUAUAAAUGCAAUCGCUGAAAAAAAGAUUAAGCAGCUAGCGGAGCUCAAAGCGGCUUCAAUAGAAUUGAGUAAAAAUUGGAAUAAUGCCAUUGUUAAUGUUACAAAAAAUCACCGAGAAGAACUUUUAUCAAGAAGACGAAAAGUCAAUGAAGAAAAAGUGAAGUUAAUCCAAAAAUUGGCUGAACAAAAACGCGAAGAACGUGCGGCUAUUGUUAAAGAAGCGCAAAAAUUAAUAUUGUAUAAAAAACCACAAUGUAGACUCAUCAAUGCUGCUCUUUUUACUUCCGAGUGUUUCAGAGAACUGCAAGCUCAAUUAGAGUUCAAAAAAAUGCUGAAAGGUAUUGAAGAUGAGUACAAUAAAGAGUAUAUUGUAAAAUUGAAGAAAGAUGCUGAAGACUAUUGUCUCGAGAAGCGAAUUGAAGUUCAAAAAUCGUGGAAGAAAAAGGAAGCUUAUAGAAAUGAAUUAAAAAAACAGAUUGAAAAUACAGAGUCAUAUUUGAAGAAACAGGAAUUAUUAGAUUCCAAAGCAGACAAAAAAGAUCUAGAAAAGGUUAUAGAAGAGUUUAAACUUAUUGAACAAUGUGAAGCUGAACAAAUGAGAAACAAAAAAAGAAAGUUACAAGAAAUGUUUUUAGAGCAAAUAAAAAACAAUAAACUCGAACAAGACAGACUUAAAAAACAGGAAUUGUUAAUGAAUAACUUGGCCGAUGCUUAUGCUAAAGCAAAGGAUCAUUUAAAUGAGACAACUAAAGCGAAAUUAAAAGAAAUUCAAGCUGAAAAAAUACGUCGUUCGGAAUUAAUGGGUUAG